ACCACAACCAUAUUAAGUGAGCAGCCUAUGAGGAACUUCAUUCCAAUGCAAAUGGUCCAAAUUCCAACUCAAAUGGAUGUGCUUCACAACCAGGAGACCUGUACCGACAUAGUAUCUGGCUUUCAACACAACACCAGCUGCAGUAACUCCACUGGAUGGACUGAAGUCUUGGUCAGGGAUUACGUUGAAAUAGUAGUUUACUGGGUUGUUUUCCUUAUUGCAUUUCCUGGAAUUUGUUUUGCUCUGUAUAAGUUACGCUCUCAGGUGAGACCUGACCAAGUAGCUUCUGUGUAUGUCAUAAACCUGCUCAUCUCUGACCUGAUUCAAAUUUGUGCCAAUCCAAUUCAAAUGUCUGUACGGCUAGCAAUGGGAGGCAGGUUUGUAGGACUAUUUUCCUGGUAUAUCUACCGAUACAGCGUGCAAGUAAAUGUUUUGUUCAUGAUGUGCAUCUCUGCAGAGAGGUACGUAAUGAUUGCCCAUGCUGUCUGGUACAGGAACAUUCAAAGUCACAAAUUGUCAAUCAUUUUGUCUGUCAUUAACUGGAGCGUGUCUGUCAUUAUAUGGUUGGCGUUAGCGUUCACCCAUUCACCAUGGUCUUGCAUGGCUGCUAUCUUGCUGGUCCCAUAUCCCGUGGUGAUGUUCUUUUUUGUGGCAACAUGGAGGGCCCUGUCCAGAUCGUCAGUACCUCGUCAUGACCAGAUACGCAUCAGGGCUAUCUUGGGUUUUGUUCUGGGUAUUUACACCAUCUUAUUUCUACCUUUCAUCAUAACAUUGUUUUAUAAUACGGGUAAUAACAAUGACUUUGACAGUUACUCUAUGCCUCUCAUGGCUUCCAUUCUUGUUGCGUUGAACCCCCUGUUUGAUCUUCUACUUUAUGUGCUCAUCAGGAGGGAUGUUUCACAUGUGCCGAGAGCUCUUCUGUUCUGCUGUAAUAGGGGACCGGGGACAAACAUAACAAAUGGCCCAGAUACUUCAAUCUAAACAUUAGUCUGUUAGUCUGAAUGUAAUUAUUCAAUCAUUUUGAUGAAUCAUUUCAGUCACAUUUCACUCAUAAUUGUGACAAGGACUGUGACCCAACUUCUGAUUUGUUUGUGAUUCUGUGAGUGUGAUUUUCUUAUUUGUUCAAAGUGAUACAAUUAAUACAUAUUUGGGAUGUUUUUCCUCCUUGUGUUUAAUGAGACUGCUUAAACAUAUGGCAUGGUCCAGUUGACCCACACACUAUGGCUCCUUGCACUGUGUACUGAAUAUG
This is a messenger RNA of Engraulis encrasicolus (European anchovy), 1249 nucleotides long. RefSeq names its product ovarian cancer G-protein coupled receptor 1-like. Lineage: Eukaryota; Metazoa; Chordata; Actinopteri; Clupeiformes; Engraulidae. Gene Ontology annotation, biological process: positive regulation of Rho protein signal transduction; phospholipase C-activating G protein-coupled receptor signaling pathway. Gene Ontology annotation, molecular function: G protein-coupled receptor activity. Gene Ontology annotation, cellular component: plasma membrane. Bases 28 to 981 code for a protein of 317 amino acids. The record is from RefSeq and is a predicted model, not a curated record. The transcript has 2 exons.